This is a messenger RNA of Apus apus (common swift), 4269 nucleotides long. RefSeq names its product complement C8 beta chain (gene C8B). The transcript is spliced from 12 exons. The record is from RefSeq and is a predicted model, not a curated record. Gene Ontology annotation, cellular component: membrane attack complex. The coding region runs from base 114 to 1883 and encodes 589 amino acids. Gene Ontology annotation, biological process: immune response. NCBI's taxonomy places the organism in Eukaryota, Metazoa, Chordata, Aves, Apodiformes, Apodidae. Gene Ontology annotation, molecular function: protein binding.
UUACAGUUUGGGAAAAUGACCCGGUAAUUCAUCUUUUUCUACUUGAACCAUUUCCACACACCCCCCCAGCAGAUGGAAGGGUGGUUUUGGAUCUCUGCUGGUACCUGGGAGCCAUGAGCACAGCACGCACCGCGUUUGCCCCGUGCCCCAUCAUCAAACUGUUGCUGCUUUGUGCCGCGCUCGGCGUCUUAAAUGUUCAUGGCGUUGGUGAAAAGGAGUCCCUCAACCUCAGCAGCACCAACGAGAGCAUGGCCAGCAGCAGACGUGCCCGGUCUGUGAGCGACCGGCCAGAGCCCCGCGACUGUGUGCUCUCUGCCUGGUCCUCCUGGAGCACGUGUGAUCCCUGUCAAAAGAAAAGGUACAGAUUUGCCCGCCUGGAACAACCUUCUCAGUUCAAUGGAGAUCCGUGUGAUUACUCUGACAGAGAAACUGAAGAUUGUGUCACAAGCAAACCUUGCAGGAAUACAGUUCGCUGUGAUGGUUUUGUGUGUGCAGUUACAGGGAGAUGCAUUGCACGGAGGCUGCUUUGUAAUGGGGAUGAUGAUUGUGGGGACCAGUCAGAUGAAAAAAACUGCAAAAAAGUGUUUAAAAAAUGUGACCAGAAGAUGGAGCAAUACUGGGGAAUUGAGAACCUGGCAAAAGGGUUAAAUAUCUUCACAAACAACUUGGAAGGAUUAGUUCUUGACCACAGGUACUAUGCUGGAGGGUGUUCUCCCCAUUUUAUCAUGGACACAAGAUUCAGAAAGCCAUAUAAUGUAGAAAGCUACACACCAGAGACCAUGGGCAAAUAUGAAUUUACAAUGACUGAAUAUGACUCCUACUCAAGUUAUGAAAGCAGUGUCCUGAAGGCAGAGGCUUCACAGACUAGCUUCAGCUUUGGUAUAAAAAUACCACAAGUGUUUGAACUUGGUUACAGUUCUAAUGACAACAGGUUCAAGAAGUCCAUACAAAGGAUGAAGAGAUUUUCUUCAACUUCCAGCAAAUUCAUUCACGCCCGCUCAGAGUUGGCUGUUGCUGUGUAUAAGCUGAAGCCACGAGCCCUGAUGCUUCAUCAUGAGUUCCUGCAGAGGCUCCGGCAGCUCCCAUCAGAGUACAGCUACGGGGAGUACAGGGAGCUCUACAGGGACUAUGGCACCCAUUACAUCACCGAGGCUACUGUCGGCGGCAUCUACGAAUAUACUUUGGUCAUGAACAGUGAGGAGCUCCAAAAGGCAAGUUAUUCUCUGAGCGACGUCCAGAAAUGUGCACAGUAUGGCUUUGGCAUUGGUGCAAAUAUUUGUGGUGUCUAUGUGAAGGCUGGAAUAAAUGAAGCUGGCUGUAAAUCCAUUUUAGAAGAAAUUGGAGGCAGCACCUCCAAAAAGAAGUUUGUGGAAGAUUUCAUCGUCGUCGUUCGCGGCGGAGCGAGCGAACACAUCGUGGCGUUGGCGAACAAGGAGCUGCCCACGGCUGCACUCAUGCAGGAGUGGGGAGAUGCUGUCCAGUACAACCCUGAAAUCAUAAAGCUGAAGGUAGAGCCGCUGUUCCAGCUGGUGACUCCGACCGACGUCGCUGACACAGCGGCAAUAAAGGGCAACCUGCAACGGGCCCUGGAGGAGUUUCAGCUGGAGACCAGUACUUGUCGCUGUGCUCCGUGCCGUGGCAAUGGCAUCCCCUUGCUCCAAGGAAGCGAAUGUCAAUGUUUAUGUCCCCUUGGCUACAGUGGCACGGCCUGUGAGACCAGCAAGAGGACAGAUGCUGCUAUUAAUGGAAACUGGGGUUGCUGGGCCAGCUGGUCUCCAUGUUCAAGAGGUGAACGAACAAGGAGACGACAGUGCAACAACCCUGCACCACAAAAUGGUGGUUCAUCAUGCUCUGGGCCAGAUGCUGAGACUGUUACUUGCUAGAGAGGAUUGUUAGGAACUUACACAAGACUGAUGAGCAGUUUGCAACAGAGUGGGAAGAUGAUACCUGACUGGCUCCCUGUGUUGGCCUCACUUUGCUUGUGGGUCUCAUCCAAGUGCACUGAAGUUGGAAACAUCCCAGAAGACAUUGGGAGCUGGAUGUGUGUUAGGAAUCACACCUUUGGACAUGCUUUGUGGUUGUCCCACGUGCUUGCUAUUCCUAAUAUGUUAAAUUCUCUCUGCCUUUAUUGCAGUGUGCUAACUGGGACAAGCUUUAUCUUCUGCCCUGUUUGGUAGCUGCAUGAAUUUAAAUUUUACCAUCUUGUUUUUGAAGGUUCCUUUGAGAUAAGAAAAACCUCUUUGAUCUUACAUGCACCAGAAUGUGUGCUAAUAUGCAGCUUUUGUGAAGACAGAUGUGUCAUGUGGAGCAAAACACAGCUAGUAAAGUCUAAAUCUCAAUGAGCACAACAGUAUCUAGUGUGACAUUUGAAGCCUCUGUGCCUCAGUUCCCCAAUUUAUUGUAUUUAACUGAAAUGGUCAUGUUAGAAAUUGUCUGGAAGGAGUGAAAAACACCUCGUGAAGAACAGUCUGGUGACACCAAAGUGUUGUUAAACUGUAGUAGUUGUACUCCUACUGCAGCUCUGAGCUUCCUCCUGCACCUUUCUGAAGGGGAAAAGAUACACUGGGAGUACUGGAGAUACACCACUGCUCUGCUUCCUUGGAAAGGGGAGAGAGGAUGGAGGGAUGCUAUGGAAUGGGCAAUUGGAAAGGAUCUGCUGCUCCUUCUGCUGCCUGGGGAUAUGGGAAGGCAGGAGGAAUGGCUGCACUUGCACCCUCUGAACUUCCUGCACCCUGAGUAGGGGCUGUCACUCGAGGAUGGCAGAACCCUUUACUGGAGCAGGAAGAGCAGCCAGCUCUUCUGUAAUGCUUCGUGUGAGCAGAGUAAUUUCAACAUUUUGGAAUAAGUAUCUUCUGAGGUCUUCUGCACUUAGUAGUUGCCUCUGCCCCAACCAGGCUCUGGCUCAUCAGUUUGAUCCCUGUAUUUGAGCAGCUGCAUUGCUGGUCCACUUAGGCUAGGACAUCUGAGAAGGGAGCAAGUUUGCUAUGAAAAAGCCAAAGCAAGUGAAUGGUUUGUUCUUUGCUACUGUCCCUGGAGCUGUGCUUUGCAGUCCAGGUCAAGCAGAAGAGGAACUGUAAUAUUCUGCAUUCCUUCAUGACUGACCCAAGCUGGAUCGUUCCAGGGAGUUGCCACCUAGAGCAUUGUUGCUGUUACUGACUUCUGCUGUAAAUGGGACAUGCUGUAAAAUAACCAGCAGUAGCUUUGCUCCAAGGUAGCAGUUCCACCAGUGCAAAGUUCUUCAGGAGUCUUCUAGCGUCUGCAAGGUUAAACACUCUUCCGAGGGCUUUUAGUGCUGCUGGUGAUGAUGGGUUGCUACCACCAGCUUCCCUCCUUUCAGACUGAUGUUGUCUAAAUGUAAUUCUUGUGAGAACAACUCAGGCUCUCUGACAUCUGAACAAUGGAACAUGCAUUAAGUUGUAGCCUUCGUGCCGCCUCCACGCUUGCUGACAGGGCUUCUGUGACAGCUUUAAGAAAGGAAGAGCACAUUGCAUAUGUAAGGGAAGAGUGCUCUGCACUUGUUCUGGGCUUCAGCGUUGAGCUGCCAACCCAAAACACUUCCAUCAUCCACUGUGUAACUGUGGUAUCUUUUGUGUGAUAGAAAUUUGCCAGGAGGUUCAUUUAGGGCCAUGGUCAAAGAGGUCACUGCUUAUGUGAAUUAUCAUAUUCUUCAGUUUUUUCAAGGGACACAGUAGAAGCUCCACAGCAGAGGGCCCUGGUUAUGGUUCAUGGGUGCCUUUGAGGACAGGGACUACAGUGCAGCUGCCUGCCCUUCAUGAGAAGCAUUGAUGUAAAUCUGAUGAAGGGACUUUCUCAGAUGAGUCGAGUGGCUUUUGUAAAUUUGACCACCUUUCCUGGUUAUCAAGCUGGAGUAAGCACUCUGACACAUGGUCAUGGUGGGGCAAGCAGAGCCAAGUGUAGCACCUGGAAUUUGGACUCCCGUUCCUAGAUCAGAAAAGCCCAGAUUUUUUGAAGUGGCACUACCUGCAUUUCCAUAUUUGAGGAAUUUUUUGGAGGAAGAGAGGAGAGAUUUGACAAUCUUCAAGAUCAAUGGGAUAGUCUAAUCAAGGUAUGAUUUCAGUAGUGGUUGAUACUGAAUCUAUAGCCUUAGAAACCUCCCACAAAGGACAUAACUUUAUCUUGUCCUUGCAAUUUUGUGCUUCGAUCCCACUAACUAAUGAUUUAUUAUGACCUGGAGGGUAAUAAAAAAUACGAUACUGAAGCUUUUAUUGUUUCAUUUUGAUACACAUUAAAUUUUGGUACUAUCUUUUC